Messenger RNA from Rotaria sp. Silwood1, 1080 nucleotides. NCBI's taxonomy places the organism in Eukaryota, Metazoa, Rotifera, Eurotatoria, Philodinida, Philodinidae. The record is from the annotation of a GenBank genome assembly.
AUGCUUAGCAAUGUAGAGUUACUUCCUAUGUAUUUAUUAUCAGAUGCUAUGGAUUGUACAAAGAUUAUUUCAACAAAGGAAGAUAUUAAUUCACAUGAUUAUCAAUCAAAUAGUUAUAGUAGUGAUCAAGAACCUAGUCUUGAUGAUUAUGUUAUUGUAUCAUCUUCCGAAUCAAUAAUUAGUAUUGAGAAUAAUAAUUCUGAAGAAAAAAUUUUGGUAGAAGAAGAAGAAGAAGAAGAAGUAGAUGAUUUAGAUUAUUUUGCUCAAUUUAGUUUUCCAGAUGAUGAUAGUGAUUAUGAUUUAGAAUAUGUUUAUAACAAUGAUAAUAAUGAUGAUAUAUAUAUAAAUAAUCAUCUUAAUCGAAAACAAUUAUCUUUAGCUAAUCAAUUUGAAGAAACAAAUUAUCAACGUUCAAAACGUUCAAAUAAAAAAAUCAAUGCACGUUGUCAGAUUAAAACAAAACAUGCUAAAACUAUUAAAAUUAAAUCACAUAAUAAACAAUUAUAUAUGCAUCAUCGAUUAAUUAAACGUGUUAAACUUGAUGAACCAAGUCGAAAUUAUUUAUCAUCAAAUUCAUCAACUCCAUUACAUUCAUCUGAAACUUUACGCUCUUUAGCUUAUGAAGCUCGUCAUCCUGAAAUAUUUUCUAAUGAUCAAAAACAAAAACCAAUUCAUAAUAAUAAUAAUAAUAAUACGUCUAAUGUUUCACAUCAAUUUCGAGAAUAUACAAUCAAUGAACAUAAUCUUCUACAUGAUCCAUCUUUUGAUGAUGCUAUGAUUAAUUUUCUUCUUGACAUGCAAAAUCGUGAUCUUUCUCCGAAUGAUUAUGAAAUGUUAUUAAGACUUGAUGAACGUGUACAACGUAAAACAGUUGAUGUACAUAUUCUAGAUAAAUUUCCAACAUUGGAUGUUAGUGACAUACAUUUAAAUGAUCAAUGUACAAUAUGUAUGGAAACAUUUACUCUUAAACAAAAACUUAAAUCAUUACCAUGUACACAUAUAUUUCAUGUCCAUUGUAUUGAAACAUAUUUAAAAGAAUUUUCUACACAGUGUCCUUUAGACAAUCUACCGUUAAUAUGA